AUGUCGGCCUCUUCGCCAGCCAAGCGCCAACCCGAAUCGGUAUGGGACUAUCCCCGUCCACCGGCACUGGUACCGACGACGGCCCACCUGCGAGUGGUCCAUGUAUCUCCGGACGAGAACGGACAAGAUUUGGUGAUAGCGGACACUCAUAAGGGGCUCAGAAUCCUGGAAACUAGCCAUCCUCCGACGUACUACUUCCCUCCAGAAGAUGUCAAAAUGUCUCUCUUACGAGAGAACCCGAAAGUGACAUUCUGCGAAUGGAAAGGCCAUGCAAGCUACUAUGACCUCGUCCAUCCAUCCUCCAAAACCAUCUCGAAAGCCGUGGCGUGGACAUACAAAACCCCGACCGAUCGAAACAAGGCUCUCGCCAAUCACAUCUCGUUCUAUGCAGGCGGUCAACUGCGAUGUUUUGUCGAUGAUGAGGAGGUAACAGCCCAGGACGGUAAUUUCUAUGGGGGUUGGAAGACUUCGGAGAUUAGUGGUGGCAAGAAAGGUAUAAAGGGCGGUCCUGGCACUCUUGGAUGGUGA
Puccinia triticina is the source of this 528-nucleotide messenger RNA. RefSeq lists its product as uncharacterized. The record is from RefSeq and is a predicted model, not a curated record. NCBI's taxonomy places the organism in Eukaryota, Fungi, Basidiomycota, Pucciniomycetes, Pucciniales, Pucciniaceae. The coding region runs from base 1 to 528 and encodes 175 amino acids. The transcript is spliced from 4 exons.